Symbiodinium sp. CCMP2456 is the source of this 1047-nucleotide messenger RNA. Lineage: Eukaryota; Dinophyceae; Suessiales; Symbiodiniaceae. The record is from the annotation of a GenBank genome assembly.
GAACUUCGCGAAGUCCUUACCGAAGCACAAAGCGAAGUCGCGACCGGCGGACGCAAGACGCUUUUGUUCGUGGACGAAAUCCAUCGCUUCAACAAGUCGCAGCAAGAUGCGCUUUUGCCUGAUGUCGAAAACGGGAUCGUCAUUCUUGUCGGAGCAACGACCAGCAAUCCGUUCUUUGCGGUCAACAGUGCUCUGGUCAGUCGUAGCCAGAUCUUUCAGUUUGAACCCCUUAGCGUGGAAGAAAUCCACGAGGUGCUCACCACUGCGCUGAACGAUCCGCAUCGGGGCCUCGGUAAAUUCGAGGUGAAACUGGACGACGACGCCGCGCACUUUCUGGGGGAAGUUUGCGACGGGGACGCCCGCCGGGCAUUGAACGCUUUGGAAAUCGGCGUCCUUUCUACCGAUCAAAAGCCGAUCCACUUCACCAAACAACUGGCCGAAGAAUCGAUUCAAAAAAAGGCCGUUCAGUACGAUCGCGAUGGCGACACCCACUACGACACGGCCAGUGCGUUGAUCAAAAGUAUUCGUGGCAGCGAUGUCGACGCGGCCAUCUAUUGGCUCGCGAAAAUGCUCGAAGGGGGCGAAGACAUCCGCUUCAUCACGCGGCGGCUGAUCAUCUCGGCCAGCGAAGACAUCGGUAACGCCGACCCUCACGCAUUGUCACUGGCCGUUUCCUGUAUGCAGGCCUGUGAAAUGAUCGGCCUGCCGGAAUGCCAACUCACGCUUUCGCAAACGGUCGCUUACUUGGCUUGUGCUCCGAAGAGCAACGCGGCGACUGUCGCGAUCGGUGAAGCCAGGGCCGACAUCCGCGAAGGGCGCGUCGAACCGGUUCCGACCCACCUUCGCGAUUCCCACUACGGCGGGGCGAAGGACCUCGGUCAUGGCGAAGGCUAUCAAUAUGCCCACAACGCGCCUGAUGGCAUCGCCGCUCAAAGCUAUUUAGCCAUCGACCGCGAAUACUACCGUCCGGUACCACGAGGCUUCGAGGCAACGCUGCAGAAACGGGUCGAAGUCUAUCGCAAACGGCUUCGCGGUGAAGAGGAGUAA